Penicillium waksmanii is the source of this 1770-nucleotide messenger RNA. RefSeq lists its product as uncharacterized. The transcript is spliced from 3 exons. The record is from RefSeq and is a predicted model, not a curated record. Gene Ontology annotation, biological process: hyaluronan biosynthetic process; extracellular matrix assembly. Lineage: Eukaryota; Fungi; Ascomycota; Eurotiomycetes; Eurotiales; Aspergillaceae. Gene Ontology annotation, molecular function: hyaluronan synthase activity. Bases 1 to 1770 code for a protein of 589 amino acids.
AUGGAUUCCUUUAGUGAAAAGUUGUAUCCUCGCCUCUCCUCGUUUCAUGAGAGAGGGCCAGAAGUCUCUCGUUUACGACAAAUCCUUAAUUUAUUAGGAUGUCUAAUUGUACUUCCUAUUUACUCGGUCAUCACGGGCUACGCGCGCCAUCCUUUGACGCUUGAUAUCCUCUUGACAAUAUUCUCGGCGGAGUUUAAUCGCUUCAUGAAUGAGGGUCGUCGGCAAAAGCUGCAGGAUCUUCCGCAGAAGGGCCAAGACCUAGAAAAGGCUAGCAUUUCGUCACCCAAGGUGAAUGAAGGUGCAGAAUGCAUGGCCACUAUUGUGGGCUACCGUGAAAACCCUGAGCUAUUUGCUAGAGCUUUAGAAAGUUACAAAAAUAUCCCCGAGUGUCGAUUAGUACUUGUGGGAGUCGAUGGAGAGGAUGUACCCGACAUGGAAAUGAUCCGAGUUUUUCAACAGGUCUUCCCAGAAGAUUCGGCGGUCAUUCACAUUGACGAGCCCUUUGGAGAGGUCGCCAUGCAUACUUACGAGAAGACAUCCACCAUCGAUGGAAACUCGCGGGCCCCGGAGGCCUACAUGGAAGCUACCAUCGCUCAUUGCUGUCAACUUGCCAGAGAAAUCCUCGCAGAGCAUGAUUUCAAGCUUGGCCAACAUGGUGGUGUGACAAAGCUAUGUCUCUACCAGCCACACUUGCACAAGAAGGGCAUUAUGUUCACUUCAUUCAUUUUUUCCAUCGUCAUUUCUGAGAUGCUGGGAAUCGAAUACAUGUGGUCCUCUGACUCUGACACAAUUGUGUUACCCGACUCACUGAGAUGUACCAUCGAUACUAUCGCUGGAGAUCCGCAUGUUGGUGGCGGUAGCUCUGGUCUGAUUGUCCAUAAUGAGGAUGAUUCUAUCUGCACCAAGCUUGGUAGCGUUGUGUACUGGUCUGAGCUAUACAUGACGCGCUCUGUUUCAACACUUUCCGGUACUAGCGAUUGUCAAAGUGGUCCCAGCACGGCUUUCCGUGUUUCCGCUCUGUCUGCGGUUCUGUACCCUUGGUACACUCAAACUGUCCUGGGCCAUCGAAUGAUUGUCAACGAGGAUCGCCACCUCACCACAAACCUUCUCAUGCGAGGAUGGACCGUGACCUACGCGUCUGAUACAUUGGCAGCAACAGAUACCCCAACCACAUUGAGUCGCUGGAUCAUGCAGCAGGUCCGCUGGAGCCGAGCCGGUCACAUUGAAUCCUUCCAACAACCCAAGCUCUAUCUUAUUACCAACCCACUCUUUUUCUGGGCUGCUGUCAAGCGGGAGGCCGGACCUCUCCUGGGACUCGCCUAUAUUCUCUACUAUCUGAUCACAGGAGAAUGCUUUGCCUACUUCAACUGGUACGAUGUCGGUAUUCGCAUUGCUUAUACUCUCAUCUAUAAUUAUUGCCGCAACCCAGACCGUGGCCCCAAGAACUCGUGGAUUUGGAUAGUUCCCGGUCUUCUGUUCUACAAUAUUCCUCUCCCGAUGAUCCAUCUUUGGAGUUUGAUAACCGUUUUCCAAGACGGAUGGGGAACCUCCAUGCGAUCGACUAGCGAGAUGACCAAGCGCGGACAAGCUUGGAAAAGAUGGAACGAUCUUGGAUUCUUCGUCGUCUGGAUGGGCAUCGUUGGUGGAACCCUCGGGCGAAUGACGGCUUCAAAAGCCGGAUGGGACGAUGGAGGUACUAUGCAGGCUAUUUUCUGGGGCGUUUUGAUUCCGACAGCCGUCUCAUUCUACGGCCUGGUGGUUCGUGAUUAA